Messenger RNA from Olea europaea var. sylvestris, 3777 nucleotides. RefSeq names its product pentatricopeptide repeat-containing protein At3g03580. The transcript has 2 exons. The coding region runs from base 17 to 2686 and encodes 889 amino acids. The record is from RefSeq and is a predicted model, not a curated record. NCBI's taxonomy places the organism in Eukaryota, Viridiplantae, Streptophyta, Magnoliopsida, Lamiales, Oleaceae. Gene Ontology annotation, biological process: RNA modification. Gene Ontology annotation, molecular function: zinc ion binding; RNA binding; protein binding.
AAAUUUGCCAUUGCCCAUGACAGCCCUGUGCAGUAUCGUAACUAAUGGGAGCAAAGAGCUUUACUCUUCAAUCUCAAAAGCAUUAACUUCGACGACAAACCUGAAAUACCUCCAAAAAAUCCAUUCCUUUAUAGUCGCCGUUGGUUUACAAAGAUCUGUGUUUUUCUCUGGCAAAUUAAUAGCUAAAUACUCCCAGUUCAAAGAUCCACACUCGUCUGUAUGGAUAUUUCGUGUAAAUUCACCCACGGACAAUGUAUAUAUGUGGAAUACACUUAUUAGAGCAAUGACGCACAAUGGUUUAUUUAUAGAAGCAUUAGAGUUUUACAAACGGAUGAGACAAUCCAAGGUUGAACCCGAUAAACACACUUUUCCUUCUGUUAUUAACGCGUGCGGGAGUCUGAUGGAUUUGGAGAUGGGGAAUCUGGUUCACAAGCAUGUUUUGAAAGUGGGUUUCAAAUCCGAUUUGUAUAUCAAUAAUGCCCUGAUUGAUAUGUAUUCAAGGUGUAACGUGUUGCCCAAAGCACAAGAAUUGUUCAAUGAAAUGCCUCAGAGAGAUCUGGUUACUUGGAAUAGUCUGAUCUCAGGUUAUAGCUCGAAUGGGUAUUGGUUGGAGGCAUUGGAAACAUAUUUUCAAUUAAGAAUGUUGGGUUUAGUGCCUGACUUGUUUACAUUUUCUAGCGUUUUACAAGCGUGUGGUGGAUUAGGGGAGGUUGACGAGGGCCAGAUGCUUCAUGGUUUUGCGGAAAAGAUAGGGAUUAAGAAGGGCGUGAUUGUCUGCAACGGGUUGCUUUCAAUGUAUUUUAAACUUGAUAGGCUAACGGAGUCUUGGAGGAUUUUUUAUGAGAUGGUUGUUAAAGAUACUGUCACCUGGAAUACCAUGAUUUGCGGGUAUUCCGAGUCUGGUUUGUACGAAGAGUCUAUCAGGUUGUUUUUGGAAAUGGUGAGUCAAUUUGAACCUGAUAUGUUGACAAUAACAUCUGUUCUUCGCGCAUGCUCUUACAUUGGGGACCUAAAGUUGGGAAGAUAUGUCCAUGACUAUAUGGUUAAGAAUGGAUAUGAAUGUGAUACCAUGGCUAGUAAUAUUAUUAUUAACAUGUAUGCCAAAUGUGGUGAUUUAUUGGGUUCAAGGCGAGUUUUUGAGAGCAUGACAACUAAAGAUUCGGUAUCAUGGAACUCACUAAUGAACGGUUAUAUUGAGAAUGGUCUUUAUAAUGAAGCAACGGAGCUUUUUAGGAGGAUGAGGAUGAAUUUGCAACCUGAUUCUGUCACUUUUGUGACACUUCUAUCUAAUUGCACACAAUUGAUAAACUUAGAAUGGGCAAAGGAACUGCAUUGUGAUAUAAUAAAGCAAGGGUAUGAUUUUGCUCAAGUUGUGGGUAAUGCUCUUGUUGAUGCAUAUGCCAAAUGUGGAGCAAUGGAGGAUUCACUAAAACAAUUUGAAAACAUGGAAAUUCGGGACAUAGUAACUUGGAAUACUAUUAUUGCUGCAUCUGGUCAUUCUAAGGAUAGUAAUCUAGGUUUCAGAAUGGUCAGUAGGAUGAGAAUGGAGGGACUGAUGCCAGAUAUACCUACGUUAUUAAGUACCUUGCCUUUGUGUUCCUUGCUUAUUGCUAAAAGACAAGGGAAGGAGAUGCAUGGCUGCAUUUUCAAGUUGGGUUUUGAAUCAAAUAUUCCAAUUGGCAAUGCUUUGAUUGAAAUGUAUUCUAACACUGGUUGUUUAAAGAAUUCAGUAUUGGUAUUUGACAAAAUGAAAAAAAGAGAUGUAGUUACAUGGACAGCAUUGAUUUCUGGAUAUGGAAUGUACGGUGAAGGAAGGAAAGCUCUUAAAAUUUUUGAGGAGAUGAAGGCGGCUGGUGUUGUUCCUGAUCACAUCGUGUUUGUUGCUAUCAUAUAUGCAUGUAGCCAUUCUGGUUUGGUGGAAGAAGGGCGGGCUUGUUUUAAUCAAAUGAAGAAAGACUACAAUAUUGAGCCCAGGCUUGAACAUUAUGCUUGUGUAGUUGACCUUCUGUCACGGUCUGGCCUCUUAGCCGAAGCAGAAGAGUUUAUUUUUUCCAUGCCAUUACAACCAGAUGCAAGUAUAUGGGGGUCUUUACUUAGUGCUUGCAGAACAAUAGGAGACAUCGAGAUUGCAGAAAGAGUGUCAGAGCGCAUCUUUCAAUUGAACUCAGACGAUCCGGGAUAUUACGUUUUAGCUUCAAAUGUGUAUGCUUCCUUGGGAAAGUGGGACCAAGUGAGGAUGAUACGAACAUCCUUAAAAGCUAGAGGACUCAAAAAGGAUCCUGGAUGUAGCUGGGUGGAGGUUCAAAAUGGGGUUUACUAUUUUGGGUCUGGCAAUCAGUUCUUUGAACAAUACAAGGAAGUCAAUAAGUUGCUAGAGGUUUUUUCGGGACUAAUGGCCAAGGAAGGCUAUGUUGCUGAUAUUAAAUUUGUUUUGCAUGACAUAGAGAAAGAUGAGAAAAUGGACAUGCUUUGUGGCCAUAGUGAAAGGCUUGCCAUAGCAUUUGCAUUGUUGAACACAGAGCCUGGUACUCCUUUGCAGAUAAUGAAAAAUCUCCGUGUAUGCGGGGAUUGCCACACUGUGACGAAGCACAUAUCAAAGAUUGUCAAACGGGAAAUAUUAGUCAGAGAUGCCAAUCGCUUUCAUUUAUUUAAGGAUGGAACAUGUAAUUGUGGAGAUCACUGGUGAAAAAUAAUUGGAGGCAUAUAGUUUUUGAUGGAGAAAGGUCUUUUAUUCUGGAAGCAUCUUCAUAAUAGAUGCUUGGCUUUUGGAUCUCAGAAUCAUGCUUCUUUCAGUAACUUCAGAUGAAAACGGUUAUAGAACUUAUGGUUCAGACAAUGUCAUCUCUCUUGCCAGUUUUUAUUAGACCAUUUCUUACGUUGAUGUUCAGAUGUCAAGAAAAGUAGACAUAUCUCCUCCUUAGUUUGAGGAGGUAAUUGGUCACUUCGAGACUACCAUUGACAAAAAGGUGACUCAUCUCGCCUUUCUGCAGUUUAUACUCUUUCUACUUAGUAAGAUAAAUUAUAAAUGAUAGUCUAUAUGAAUUAUUUAACUAGAAUCUGAAAAAUUGCAUCAAUGUUGCAUCGAUCGAGAAACUACUCAUAGCAUCUUUUGUUAACCAGUCUACUGAUUCACGCUGUCAUGGAAGGAUCUGUUAUUACUUUAGAAACCAGCUCGCUGAAUGUUCACUUAUUUAUUUUUAUCUUCUAAUGCAUGAAACCUACCAUCUUUGGCAAUUUAUAUUGCUUUCUUCAUAGUUAUGGUGCCACCUAAUAAGUCACUGUUUUUUAGAAGUUCAAGAAACCAAGAUGAUUGUUCAACAAGAUUAUUCUGUAAACUAGAUGUUAUAAUAAUCAGAUUUGAUGACUACUAUAAUCUAUUACUUGUUGCAUGUGAUAAUGCUUAGGUAAUCUCAAUGACUCGUACAAUUAAUGCGAUUAAGAUUUUAUUAGUUGGAUUGUAUUUCAUGACCGCUGACAUUUAAGGUAGACAAGUAAGAAUGCUCAAACAAUUUCACUUUCUAAUGCCUUCAAGAUUUCAUGACACUAACAAGAGUUCACUGACUACUCCGGACUUGGAUUACCUGUUGUGACGAUGGAAUGAAACUUAAUUAUUUAAGUGUCCUUGUGCUGAAUGAAAUUUUACGUGGUGCUGUACAGUGCAUUCCAAUUGCACUAGUGCUUCGACUAAAGUCCACACUUCUGCUGCCAAGUUAAGCUAUUCACAUAUUUGUAUUAUAGCAACAAUAUGAUUUGCCCCCCAGGGCACUUCUCCACUGG